AUGGCUGCACGCCGUUACCCGACGGCCGAGUUGUACGACGAAAGGCAACGCGACUUCUACCGCGGUGCGCGAAGCGAGCGCGACUAUGAUGAGCUGGACAUCGAGCUCUCCCACGGACGCCCUGAUUACGGCCGCCGUCAGCCCGAGUUCCUUCGUGAAGAUUACGGACGCACGGCUGCUGGCCCCCUCGUCCCCUUUCGCGGCAGAGAAGCCGAUGAGAGGCCUCCUUCCAGAGCACCGAGGCGCGAAGUGGAGACAGACGAGAUCAUCAUCAGGCGCCGAGAAGAAGAGGAACGACCUAGGGCUCGGCCUCCACCCCCUCGCUCAGAGGUUGACCGCAAUGAGUUCAUGUUUCGCCGGCAAGAGCGUGAGCCUCCCCGUCGCGCACCCGCCGAGACCGAGACAACCGACAUAGUCAUCCGUCGACGUGAAGAAGAGGAAGUGCCGAGAGUUAGAGCCAGACCUCGGGAAGUGGAGCGAGAGGAACUAGACAUCAGUAUCAGGCGCACUGAGCAAGAAGAGCGACCCAGGGCACGGCCUCCUCCCCCUCGAUCCGAAGUGGAUCGCGAAGAGUUCUCUUUCCGCCGUGAAGAAAUCGAGCGACCAAGGCAGCCCGAAGAGAUCCGCUUCCGGCGAGGAGACUUCCAAGAAAGGCCCCGACGAGCACCAAUGGUUCGAGAUGAUGAACCAGAAGUCAUCUUCAAGCACCGAGAGCGCACGGGGCCUGGGCCAGAUAUACAUGAGGACAAGCUAAUCAUUCGGCCGCGCUCUAACAGCAGGCCCCCGCCGCGCGAACUUGUCGCCCGCGAGAGGGAAGAAUUCAUUGUUCGGCGCCGCGAACCAACUCCUCCGCCACCGCCACCUCCACAGCUCGAGCAAGAGGAGAUAAUCAUCAGGCGUGUAGAGCGCGAGCGCCAGCCUUCGCCACCACCGCCGCCACCGGAGCCAGAACCGAUCAUUAGGCCACCAAUCCACCAGGAAAUCAUUACGCAUCACCGUCACAUAGAUCAUGGUGUCAUACGUGCCCGCUCACCGACUCCUCCACCUCCACCCCCGUCUCCGCCCAAGGAUGAGUCUCUGGAGAUUGCAAUUCGCAGACGCGGUGCGAACGACAAGUUCUACGACGAGGACAUCAUUUACGAACGCGAGACCCGAGAGCGCAAGACACGGGAUCGAGAGGUGGAGCUUAGCCGGCGACGGUCCUUGAGCGCACCCCGACGCCGGUUUACGGGCAACGAUAUCGGAGCCGAGGCUGAAUACUACAACCGCAAGGCAAUGGAGCGGGCUUACGUCGGCGAGGCUUACAAUGGCGCCACCAAGGACUGGGCGAUCGUUGAUGUACCUCCCGGGACAAACCGCGUGAAAAUGGAUGGCGCUGGAGGCGGCUCUCAAGAGAUCACGUGGCAGCGGUACAAUGGUGUGCGCAGAUCCAAGUUCAUUGCGGAAGAUGAGGUGUACGACUCUGGCUUCGGAGCAACGCCUUCCGGACCGCCUGCUCGAGCAAGGCCGCGUGCGUCAGAUAUGUGGACGGAGAUCACCAAGGAUUUGGUCAUCAAAGACGCCAUCGAGGAGAUGGGUUUCGACUACGAGGAGACAGAGUACUUCUUCUACGUUAUGGAAUACCUCCGCUACGAGGACGUUCUACAGCUUGUUGAACUAUCCGACUACAUCCGCAAAGACCGCCGUGCGCGCAUCCGCGAAAUCCAGUACGAACGCGAAGAGCUCAACGAUCGUCGGCGGUUGACCUACGAUGACCACCUCGUUGAGCGCGAAGUCAUAUAUGACAGCAGGCGUCGUUACUAG
Molecule: messenger RNA, 1803 nt
Organism: Coniosporium apollinis CBS 100218
Lineage: Eukaryota; Fungi; Ascomycota; Dothideomycetes
Exons: 4
Coding region: 1-1803 (600 amino acids)
Source: RefSeq, a predicted model, not a curated record